AUGCAGGCUAUCCGCAAGAACGUCGAGAGAAUGCGGUGUUUUCAGGCUCGCAGCUCGCAGGUGCAGGAGGAUGAGUGGCUUGUCGAGGCGGAGACAAAAGCCAAGCGGAUCGCCCUGGCUCAUGUCUACUUCAGUAUGGUGACGGGUUCGAUGCUGCUGAUACUGCUUGUGAUUCAAAGGUCGAUGAUGAAAUCCCCUCAGUUCGGAUCCGAAGCCUGGCGGUGGCUGGUACUGACUUUCUUCGCGACCUCAUCAAGCUAUGUUCUUGUGCCCAGCUUGCGCAGACCCUGCACUCACAACUUCUGGUACGCUUUUCUGAUGGCGAUCGGAGGCACUGCCAUUAUUUACCAGGCCGCAAAUCCGGAGGAUGAAAAUGCAUGGCCAUCUCCACAAACCUCGCUACAGAUUACAGGGCUCGUCCGCAUCCCUGCCGUUUGCCUGACUAAGAACAUUCGAUUGGUGGCUCUCUGCAACGUAGCCAUUGUCGUGCUGGCUGCCGUAUUCUCGCCUUCCGCACGAAUUGGCUUGGAGAUGGUCAGUGCCGUGGCCGCUGUCAUCUCUGCGAUUGCAAUGCGGGUGUGCCUUAAGCGAUCAGCAGAGCGAAGUGUCAGUCUAAGCAAGAUGAGCAGUGAUCUCCAAGCUGCACGGGCACUGCUGCAGCUCAUCUGCGACGCUGUGGUUGAGCUGGACGAGUCUCUCCGGCUCUCACACCACUCGCCUGAGCUCGCCGCAAUCUUGCUGCGGGAUGCCAGUCCAGCCAGGCGGAGCCUCCAGGGCAUGCGAUUUAGAGACUUCGUCGCGACACCAGAGGAAGCAGCCAAAGCACAGAAAGAACUGCUCGGGGUGUCAAGCCUUUCAGCAGCAUCGGCCUUCCACACGCGCUUGGUUGAUGCCUACAACAGCAAGUUCCGGACUGAGGUUUUCCACGUGAGAUAUCAACAGAAUGGCAGGACCAGCCACUUGAUCGGCCUCCGAGACUUCACCGAUCAGACCUCCCUGGCCCAGCGAAACUCUCGCAUCGAUUCGAAUGAAUCAGCUUUGAACGUCAGCUCAGACAAGGUUUCGGUGAGCCGGCCGGCCCCAUUACUUCCGCAGUACAAUGUAUUGCUGCUUGUUGAUCUGCGCAAGAGGGUGGUGGAGGCUUCAUCGCUUUCGGCAUCUGGCCUGCUGGGUGCUGGUGUUCUUGAUCUCUUUCCUGACUUUGGAGCGGAGCUGCUGAACAAGGCAAGCGAGGCUGGCACGGCAGACUCGACACGAAGGUUCUGCUUCGAGAAUGUCACGGUCCGGUGUGGCCCGGGGCAGACGGACAGCAUCGAUGGUACUGCGGAGGUCCUCUGUUUUUUUCCAGGAGCUCCCAAAAUACUGCUUUGCUGUUCGGGCACCGCGAGCUCAAGCACACUGUCUCAGCAGGACUCGGCACUUUCUGAGCAAGACUCCGGCAAAAUGCUUCCAGUGCUGCCUUCAGCCGUUGGUUUGUCAGACGAGUUGGUUUGA
Messenger RNA from Symbiodinium sp. CCMP2592, 1494 nucleotides. The record is from the annotation of a GenBank genome assembly. NCBI's taxonomy places the organism in Eukaryota, Dinophyceae, Suessiales, Symbiodiniaceae.